AUGUCUCAGAGUAAAAGCCCAAACUUCCUAGGAGUAAUGAGCUCCGAAGCCAGCAAAAGCCGGCGCGAGCGAAACAGAGAAGCGCAACAACAGUUCCGGAGGCGACGACAAGCUGUCGAGACGGCUCGCUUGCAGCGGCUGAAGCACCUGGAAGGUAUUAUAGAGAGAAUGAGCACUGUUAUAGUGUCCUUCACCGAUCAAAUGCUACAUGAGGAUGUUUUGAAGCAGUACCCCGUACUGGCAGCGAAUGCCCAAGAGGUCAUCACGCAUGUACUCGCACUAGCUCAUGAGGCUGAAGAUGCAGACGAAGGUACCACAACUGAGGCAGCUUCGCCCAAUGGCAGAUAUGAGUUCUCGGCGGCACAAGACUCGGGAUUCUCAGAACUAUCCUUUCACUCGGGUCCUAUGCAGGCCAAAAUGAUGAAUGCCAAUCAACAGAGUGCUGUAUUUAUGACACACCCUUCGUCACAAUACCCACAAGCUAUGGGCGAUCCAACCAUAGCAUAUACGAACUUACAAGAUCCUACACUCUCAGAACUUCCAUCUCUGCCGCCAUCAACGCUACUACCGUCGCUUGGCCCAGUCCCAUGGAACACUUCCAAACCUCUCUCACCAACGUCAUUCACAUAUCGACUUACUCACUCGUGCUUUAACGAUGAGCGAGAGUCAAUGACGAGAAAACUAAGAUGGAUCACGGGUAUCGGAUCGCAAGAUAUCAAGCUUGCUUCCAUCUUGCCAUGGGGAGGACGAUACUGCGGUGAAGACUUUACAGGCGACGACCUCUCCAGCACUUGCAAAACGACAGACAGGACGGCACUGCAGUUUCUUAGUGCUGCGGCUCAAGAUACUCUUGAGUUGGAUCUGAGUGGAGCAAUGGGCAACGACGACCCGAGACCGUUGCAGCCGGACAGCUGGAGUUUUGUCAACUUCUUCCCACCAGGUAUUAUUGCACAGAAGGGAACGUCUGCCAAGAUACGGUGUGUGUUUAGCGAUGGGGACUGGGUUUCCAAGGAGAGAGCUCAAAAGGGCAAUUAUGGACUCCAGGGUUAA
Fusarium graminearum PH-1 is the source of this 1050-nucleotide messenger RNA. RefSeq lists its product as uncharacterized. Gene Ontology annotation, molecular function: DNA-binding transcription factor activity. The record is from RefSeq and is a predicted model, not a curated record. The transcript has 5 exons. Lineage: Eukaryota; Fungi; Ascomycota; Sordariomycetes; Hypocreales; Nectriaceae. Gene Ontology annotation, biological process: regulation of DNA-templated transcription. Bases 1 to 1050 code for a protein of 349 amino acids.